AUGUCGAGCAGGUACCACAAAGCAGCGGCUGAUGGCAAUUUGGACCUGUUGAAAGAAGCCACUAAGAGGGACCUCAAUGCUUCAGAUGAAGACGGGAUGACUCCUACCCUUCUGGCAGCAUACCAUGGUUAUCUAGAAGCUCUGGAAGUCAUAUGCCGGAGGGGAGGUGAUCCGGACAAAUGUGACAUCUGGGGGAACACACCUCUGCACCACGCAGCCUGCAAUGGCCACAUCCACUGUGUUUCCUUCUUGAUCAACUUUGGUGCCAAUAUAUUUGCCCUGGACAACGACCUCCGCACUCCCUUGGACGUGGCUGCCAGCAGGGACCGCAAUGAGUGUGUCAGAAUCCUGGACAAAGCUGUCAGUGAGCAGAACAUGCUGAACCCAAAGAAGACCUCCAGACUCAAAGCACAGGCUCUGAGGAACAUGGAGAAACAAAUCAAGGAAUGCGAGAAGCGCCAAGAGAAACAUCAGCAUGAAAUGAACCGGAGUUAUAUGAAAGAAAAGGUUGGCACAGUAAAUUCUUCCAAAGGGACACACUCCAGAGUAAAGCUGCCCAGCCUCUUUACUGCAAAUGCAGGUACUUUCUCCAAAAAUCUGAAAGAUACCUUCAAACUGAAAGCAAAAAAGGCAGCUGACAGCACAAAGAGCCAGGAAACACAAAACAAUGACCAAGAAGAUGUUACAGGUAGGAGAACUGUGCUGCAUUUUUUUGAUGAGAAAGAGGAAGAUGAAUUACUGAAUGAUCUCGGAGAGAAAAACUUUUCUGAUGACAGCCAGUUGUCCAUUUUCAAGAGGCCAGGUCUUGGCAAAAUUGUAUUUGGAAGGAAUUUGGCUGCGGAUGUAAAUCCUGGAACUGUGUCUUCUGAGAAAGAAGGUAUAAGUUUCAAAAUGUCCAGUGAGCUCUUUCAGUAUGAAAAUGCUGAGAACGGCAGGGAAGAUGAUGCUAAAAAUGGUGCUGAUAUCCCUUGGCAAGAGGAAGAAGUCAUUUGGGAUGAUGAGGAAGCAGAGAGCACACCCCUUGAGGUAUUUCUGGCGUCACAGACGCUGGGUGAGUUUCUUCCAGUCUUCAUGAGGGAGAAAAUUGAUUUAGAUGCCCUAAUGCUAUGUUCUGAUGAAGAUCUACAAAGCAUUCAGAUGGAGCUUGGACCAAGAAAGAAAGUCCUGAAUGCCAUUAAUAAAAGAAAACAAGCACUCCAGAACCCUGGAAAGACUGUAGAUACUUGCUUAUGAAUUAACAUCCCUAUUGCUGUAACCUGCACACUGAUUUGUUCUUUUAUUC
Colius striatus (speckled mousebird) is the source of this 1282-nucleotide messenger RNA. It is a transcript of the gene ANKS4B, whose product is annotated as ankyrin repeat and sterile alpha motif domain containing 4B. The record is from RefSeq and is a predicted model, not a curated record. Gene Ontology annotation, biological process: brush border assembly. The coding region runs from base 1 to 1233 and encodes 410 amino acids. The transcript is spliced from 2 exons. Gene Ontology annotation, molecular function: protein binding. Lineage: Eukaryota; Metazoa; Chordata; Aves; Coliiformes; Coliidae.